This is a messenger RNA of Actinia tenebrosa (Australian red waratah sea anemone), 901 nucleotides long. RefSeq lists its product as uncharacterized. Gene Ontology annotation, biological process: translation. The record is from RefSeq and is a predicted model, not a curated record. Gene Ontology annotation, cellular component: small ribosomal subunit. NCBI's taxonomy places the organism in Eukaryota, Metazoa, Cnidaria, Anthozoa, Actiniaria, Actiniidae. Gene Ontology annotation, molecular function: RNA binding; structural constituent of ribosome.
AAGAUGGCGGCCAAGAUGGCGAAAUUUUUGUGGUCUACGAGUCUUCGCUCGCACAGACCAUUCCUUGGCUUUUUAUUCAAGAAAUGUCACUCAAAUGCAACAAGACAGUUUCCUGCUAUCUUAUCGAGUGCUCAUUUAUCAAGUUUAUCAACCAAGCCUGUCAGCAAGAAUCAAGAUUCUGAACCAGAAAUACAGAACCCUCCAGCUACAAAUAAUCUAGAUCUACAAAAUAAUGAUGAAAAUCCAAUGACUUUGAAGUCAAGGCUAAUGAGGAUUGUUACCGAGGAAGAUGACACAUUUCAAAUGCCGACAGCUGCUGAUAUUAACCAGUCACAGUCAGCCUUUGAUGAUCAGCUAGCCAGUAAAUUUGUGAACUGCAUGAUGUGGGAUGGUAAGAAAUCAACUUCACAGAGAAUCUUUGACCAGGCAUUGGAAAUAAUAAAGAGAAAUCAACUUCGGGUCCAGAGAAAAUCCAGUGACCCAGAUUCAGUGGUAACUGAUCCAGUGGCUGUUUUUCAUCAGGCAAUUGAAAAUGUCAAGCCUAUUGUUGGAUGUAUUCCACUAAGAAGAGCUGGGAAAGUACAUCAGGUUCCUUCACCCCUUAGACCAGUGCGUCGACAGUUCUUUGCAAUACAAUGGAUAAUAGAUGCUGCAAGAAAGAAAACAGGGUCAAAAAAUGACCGUAUGUCAGAAAAACUGGCCAAGGAACUUUUAGAUGCAUACAAUAACGAGGGUGCUGCAAUUAGAAAAAAACAAGAUUUACACAAGACCGCUGAUGCUAACAGAGCUUUUGCUCAUUAUCGUUGGUGGUGAUGGAUGAAGAGCUCAUGAAAUAUCACCUUUAUCAUUAAGACAGUUGUUCUGAUUGAUAAGCGGUUGAAUCCACUCCCCACCCCUCCCC